AGGCGGGCAGGUACCAACAGCAGCGAGCGGAUACACCUGUACUGCAGCUACCUGAGGCCAACAUGUCCGGCUUCGACAACAACCCUUUCGUCCAUCCAGUCGAUGUCAACCCUUUCCAGGAUCCAUCAGUGACUCAGGUGACCAACACGGGCACAGAGGGACUAGAGGAGUUCAACCCAUUCUCAGCCAGGGCUUUGGAUGAUCUCAGUGGAAGCACCAUACCUGUCUCAGCUGCCUCUCAGCCUGCUGUGCUGCAGCCCACAGUGGAGCCCAGUCCUCGGGCGACCGCGGCCGCUGCCCAGGCCGAGCUCCUGAAGCAGCAGGCUGAGCUGGAGAGAAAAGCAGCCGAACUUCAGCGAAAAGAGGAGGAGCUUCAGAGCAGAGACACAGCCAGGGGCAAAGAAAACAACUGGCCUCCACUGCCCAAGUUUUUUCCAAUAAAGCCGUGCUUCUACCAGGACUUCAAUGAGGAAAUUCCUAUGGAAUAUCAUAGAGUCUGCAAGAUGAUGUACUACCUCUGGAUGUAUCACUGUGUGACCUUGUUUCUAAACCUGCUGGCUUGUCUGGCCUACUUCACCGUGAAGGCUGAGAACGGGGUUGACUUCGGCCUCUCCAUCCUCUGGUUUCUUCUCUUCAGCCCUGGAGCUUUCGUCUGCUGGUACAGGCCCGUCUACAAGGCCUUCAAGUCCGACAGCUCCUUCAGUUUCUUUUUCUUCUUCUUCAUCUUCUCCUUCCAAGUGAUCGUGUACAUCAUUCAGAGUGUUGGAAUCCCCAAGUGGGGAAACAGCGGUUGGAUCUCUGCCAUCUCUAUGAUCGGAACCAAUCUUGCAGUUGCUGUCUUCAUGUUGGUUGUAGCUGGAUUCUUCACAGUUAAUGCAGUGCUGGCAGUUGUCUUACUGAAAAUGGUCCACUCUAAGUACAGGCGGACAGGCGCUAGCUUCCAGAAGGCCCAGCAGGAGUUCUCUCAGGGCGUCGUCACCAACAGAACCUUCCAGACUGCUGCGGCCACUGCGGCCUCUUCCGCUGUUCAGGGAGCCUUUCAGUAACACCCGAGCUGACUAAGUCUGUUCUGUGCCUUGGGAGGAGUUUCACAAAGCAGGAUUUUUAGUAAUGCUGGAUAACUUAAGGCAAACGUUGGACAGACUUGACUUUGGGCUUAAAGGAAUACUCCAGAGCUUUCCAAACCUAACCUCUCUCUGCCUCAUCUGUAGCGUACAGCUGAUUACCAUGGAGGAUAACUUCAGUGUCUUAAUGUGCUUUGUAAAAAAAAUUGAGAAAAGCUGUUGACUUGAGAUACACUUACAAAGCCAAUGGGCAGGUACUGAAGGCUGAAAACAUCAAAAAUGCUGGAGUAUUCCUUUAGUAAUCCAUGGUUUUUGUUGUUUUUUUGUUUUUUUUUCUCAAAAAUUCUGCAUAGUUCAAUCACUGAGAUGUAAGCAGUCAUUCAGAGUGGUUUGGUGUGAGAUUGAAUUGUAGAGAAACCUACCCACUCACAUAUCUUUACAGUGGUGGUGAUAGAAGCCAGGGGUUGUGAUGUCUACUAUCCAAAACCACCUGUGAACCUACACGUCACGUGUCUUCUGUGUUGUUAUAUGUAAUGUUGAUAACGGUAAAAUAGUGGAAAAUAAGCUUUCUGUGGGAACAGCUUUGCCUUAUAACACCUACAUUUAGACCAGAAGCAUCUCACAACUGUUGGAAAACAAUGUCUCAAGCUUUGUACCUAAUAACUUUGUGAGGGAGCAUUUAAAGGCAUGAAACUCUUCAGACGUCUGGUUCCCAUCACCACCACUGUAAACAAUUCCGACUUGGUAAGUUUCUCUAGAACGGCACAUUUCACAGCUGCUCUGAGUUACUUUGUUUAAUUUCCCUUUAAGCUACCUGGCUAACUGAGAAAUCCUGCUAUGAGAAAUAUCCCAGUGUCCUACACUAAUCCUCCAGUCAACACCGCUCUGCCUCAGUCUUUACUGUCUGUCUAGGAGGAUUGUGUCUGCUUCGAUUACUGAUGGAAUGCACUCAUAAGGUUACUGAAGGAACAUUGUAUAGGUGUACAUUAGAGGUCAAUACCGAGGGGGGGAAAUAAUACAAGUAGGAUUUUUCAUAGUGUAAAUAAAGACUUUUCUUAUUUUUAACUUUUUGAAGUUAUUUAAAAUCAGUUUUCUCACAGUUAAAUGAAAUUCUCCAAGUAGUCCCACUGGCUUAGGAGGCCAAGUGCCACACCAGUAACACAUAACAUGAUGAAGUGCUUCAUUAUAUUGUCACUGUCAUAUCAAAGUCUAAUCUUGCAACUCUGCCCUUUAUAUUGUGUGACCAAGUGUGAAUGUACUAGGAAUAAAAUCUCUUACAUUAAUAUAUUAAAGUGAAGAUUUAAUAUUCUAAUAUACCAUCUUUUCCUUACCAAGUUACCACUUCGGAGAUGCAAGUUUUUGUUAUGACAGUGCUGUGAUUCUCCUCCAUGCAGAAGGAGGAGUGGCAGCACAGCCAGCUGCAUCCUCGGUUAUGGAUGGCACAUGGCACAGCUGGGACCCGAACCUCAAUCCCAUACAUACACAGCACCUCUGCACUGCAGAGUGAUGCUUUUCUUCAAAGUACUAUUAAGAUUAUAAAUGAGUAAUUGGUAAUAGCAACAUUGUAAGAACAUUAUUUUCUUAUUUGAUUUAAGGUCAUUUUAAGGUGUUUCUAUAAUCAUGGGCACUUUCUGACAGUCAGCAAAAUCAGAAAUGCAUCAGACAGACCGAUGCUGUCUACUGUAGGAUCUUAAAUGGAUAAAAAAGUCACCAUUAUAAUCGUUGUAAUCAUAAACCAUUAUCAUUUACCAUUGUAAUCAUAAACUCGCUCCUAAAUGUUAUAUUUUGAGUUAUUAGGGAACCCUAAAAUUAUUUAAUAUUAUUAAAGCCGUAGUUUUCCUUCCGUGCUGUGUAUUUUGAGUGAAAUACGCUACAAGGGAAGGUUUCUGAGCCAGCUGAUAGUUUCCUCUCGAUGAUAGGUCGGGGUGGAGAGAUGAUAUUAUUGGUCAAUUUUAUUUUUCCCCGCCCACUGGUGCACAGUGAUGUAAUCAAAAGCUAAGGCAUUUUAGAGGCAGUGAAGUCACUACAUUUUGAACAUUACAGGAAAGCAAUAAUUUUCUCUGUUGAAUGAUGUGAUGAGUCAUGCUUAAUAUGACCGGAGACAUGAACUACUAAUGUAAAAAAAAAUCAGGUUGACUUAAAAAUCAUCAAAAUGUUCAGUUGGGACAUGUGGCAUCUGAAAAAGCAGAGUUUAUGAACAGAGAAAUUGUUCAUUUAUGUGGCAGAAAAGUGCCCAUAGUUACAGAACAUCUUUGAAUGCUGAAUCAGUGAAUUGCUGUGUUAGUAUGUGCUGCUACAUGACUGUGCAGAUAAAAUACAUCAAGCACAUAUUACUUCUUGUCUUUGUAUCGUAAAUAAUAUGUUUAUGGCACAUUUUAAACAAGGAAUGUAGAAAACAAGUGAUGCUGCUUCUGUGAAAAAUAUCAGAAAAAGUUUUUUUUUUAUUUAUUUCCUCAUGUAUCAGCAGAAACUCUGUACAAUAUCCUGAAAAUCUUGAUAUAUUGAGAUUGAAGUUGGAGAGUCAGUUGACUCCAUCAGAUUCUGCUGCAUUAGUUUUAGUUUACCCCCCCAGUAAGUCUGUUAGAAUGUAAACGUAUUGUUUGAAGUUUUACUUUGCAUUGAGCCAUCUCUGACUGUUUUGUGGUGUUGUCAGUGUGUUACACUAUAGUGUGUGUGUGUGUGUGUGUGUGUGUG
Molecule: messenger RNA, 3758 nt
Organism: Colossoma macropomum (tambaqui)
Lineage: Eukaryota; Metazoa; Chordata; Actinopteri; Characiformes; Serrasalmidae
Gene: scamp2l
Product: secretory carrier membrane protein 2, like
Exons: 9
Coding region: 63-1046 (327 amino acids)
Biological process (GO): protein transport
Cellular component (GO): recycling endosome membrane; trans-Golgi network membrane
Source: RefSeq, a predicted model, not a curated record